AUGGUACUGUUCCGGAUCCUUUGCUUGUUUAGCCCUUUGCUUUCCCAACUACUGCUACUAGCUUGUGUGCUGGGCGUGCUUCGCUUCGCCUGGCUGCUGAUCGAAUCAUGUUUCGCUGGGAUUCGCGACUCUGUAUUGGUUCAGAAUUCAGAUGGCUUAAUUGAGAUGCGAGUUGCUGCACAGCAUGCUCUGCUCUCGGGAACUCCAGUUAAUAUCAUCGUUGGUUCUCAUGUUUGGGUGGAAGACCCUAAUCUAGCUUGGAUAGAUGGGGAGGUUGUUAGCAUAAAAAACAAUGAAGUACAUGUGCAGACAUCGAGUGGGAAAAAGGUUACCACAGACAGAUCAAAAGUUUUUCCCAAGGAUAUGGAAGCUCCACCAGGAGGAGUUGAUGAUAUGACAAGACUUUCAUACUUACAUGAACCUGGUGUUCUACAGAAUCUUGCUACCCGCUAUGAACUGAAUGAAAUAUAUACUUACACAGGCAGCAUUUUGAUUGCUGUAAAUCCAUUUCAAAGAUUGCCACAUCUUUAUGAUACCCACAUGAUGGAACAGUACAAGGGUGCAGACUUUGGGGAGUUGAGUCCCCAUGUCUUUGCUAUCGCAGAUGUUGCUUACAGGGCAAUGAUAAAUGAAGGGAAAAGCAACUCUAUAUUGGUCAGUGGUGAAAGUGGUGCUGGGAAGACUGAGACAACGAAGAUGCUUAUGAGAUAUCUAGCGCACUUAGGUGGGCGGUCUGGAGUAGAAGGACGUACAGUGGAACAACAAGUUUUAGAGUCCAACCCAGUUCUUGAAGCUUUUGGUAAUGCUAAAACUGUGCGAAACAACAACUCAAGUCGCUUUGGCAAGUUUGUUGAGAUCCAAUUUGACAAGACUGGACGGAUCUCAGGAGCUGCUAUCAGAACUUACUUGCUGGAAAGAUCACGUGUGUGCCAAAUUAAUUCCCCAGAAAGAAAUUACCAUUGCUUUUAUUUCCUUUGUGCCGCAGCACCUGAGGAAACUCAGAGGUAUAAACUGUCUGAUCCUAGAUCGUUCCAUUACCUCAACCAGUCGAGCUGUAUUGAGGUGGAUGGAAUCAAUGACGCUGAAGAGUAUUUAGCAACAAGAAGAGCAAUGGACAUAGUUGGAAUCAAUGAGGAAGAGCAGGAAGCUAUAUUCAGGGUUGUAGCAGCUGUACUUCAUCUUGGAAAUAUAAAUUUUGCCAAGGGAACGGAAAUUGAUUCUUCUGUAAUCAAGGAUGAUAAGUCCAGGUUCCACCUUAACACCGCAGCAGAACUUUUGAAAUGUGAUUGCCAGAAUUUGGAAAAGGCACUGAUAACACGAGUUAUAGUCACGCCUGAAGAAGUUAUCACUAGAACACUUGAUCCUGCUUCUGCAGUUGCUAGCAGAGAUGCAUUAGCUAAAAUAAUAUACUCUCGAUUGUUCGAUUGGAUUGUGGAAAAAAUUAAUGUCUCAAUUGGACAGGAUCCAAACUCAAAACAAUUAAUUGGAGUUCUUGAUAUCUAUGGUUUUGAGAGCUUCAAAGUUAACAGUUUUGAACAGCUAUGUAUCAAUUAUACAAAUGAAAAGCUGCAACAACAUUUUAACCAGCAUGUGUUCAAAAUGGAACAAGAAGAGUAUACCAGAGAAGAAAUAAACUGGAGUUACAUCGAGUUUGUUGAUAAUCAAGAUGUGCUAGACUUGAUAGAGAAGAAAGGUGGAUUGAUUGCACUUCUGGAUGAAGCAUGUAUGUUUCCUAGAUCAACACAUGAGACGUUUGCACAGAAGCUAUAUACAACAUUUAAGAAUAACAAGCGGUUUUUCAAGCCAAAGCUUUCACGCACUGAUUUUACAGUAGUCCAUUAUGCUGGCGAUGUGACAUACCAGGCUGAUUAUUUCUUAGACAAGAACAAAGAUUAUGUAGUGGCUGAACAUCAGGAUCUGCUGAAUGCUUCUUCAUGCCCAUUCGUAGCUGGUUUAUUCCCUCCUCUCCCACAGGAGACAGCAAAGUCUUCAAAAUUUUCAUCCAUUGGAUCACGUUUUAAGCUGCAACUUCAAUCUCUCAUGGAAACUUUGAGCUCUACCGAACCCCACUAUAUUAGAUGUGUGAAGCCAAAUAAUCUCCUUAAGCCAGCCAUUUUUGAGAAUACAAAUGUUAUACAACAACUAAGAUGUGGAGGUGUUCUUGAAGCUAUCAGGAUCAGCUGUGCUGGAUACCCCACAAGAAAAACAUUUUAUGAAUUUGUCAAUCGAUUUGGUGUCCUUGCUCCUGAAGUUUUAGAAGGGAGCAAUGAUGAUAAGAUUGCGUGCCAAAAGAUUUUGGAAAAAGUGGGUCUGGAGAAUUACCAGAUUGGAAAAACAAAGGUGUUUCUGAGAGCUGGACAGAUGGCUGAUUUGGAUGCUCGUAGAGCUGAAGUAUUAGGAAGAGCAGCAAGAAUCAUACAGAGGCAAAUAUGUACAUAUAUUGCAAGGAAACAGUUUGCCGAUCUUAAAAGAUCAGCAAUGCAGCUACAAUCUUUUGUCAGAGGAACCUUGGCCCGUAAGUUGUAUGAGUGCAUGAGGAAGGAAGCAGCAGCAUUGAAAAUACAAAAGAAUAUGCGAUGCCACAAAGCACGAGAAUCUUAUUUACAACUGCAAGCAGCUGCAAUCACACUGCAGACAGGCUUAAGGGCAAUGUCUGCUCGCAAAGAAUUCAGGUUCAGAAAGGAAACGAAAGCAGCUGUCCACAUCCAAGCUCAGUGGCGCCGCCACAGAGACUACUCACAUUACAAGAAUCUGCAAGGAGCAGCUCUUACUUACCAGUGUGCCUGGAGGCAAAGGCUUGCGAGAAGAGAGCUCAGGAAGCUCAAGAUGGCCGCAAGAGAGACAGGGGCCCUUAAAGAGGCCAAGGAUAAACUUGAGAAGCGUGUUGAAGAACUAACCUGGCGCUUAGGAUUGGAGAAGCGAUUAAGGACUGAUCUUGAGGAAGCAAAAGCCCAGGAAAUUGCUAAGCUGCAAGAGACAUUGCAUGAUAUGCAGCUUCAAGUUGAAGAAUCAAAGGCCAUGGUGGUUAAGGAGAGGGAAGUUGCUAGAAAGGCAAUUGAAGAAGCACCUCCAGUAAUCAAAGAGACUCCUGUGCUAGUCGAAGACACGGAAAAUAUUAACUCACUGACGGCCGAAGUUGAACAACUAAAGGCUUUGCUGCUAACUGAAAGGCAAGCAACAGAAGCUGCAAAAAGAGAACAUGCUGAAUCUGAACGGAGAAAUGAAGAACUAAUUAAGAAGUUUGAGAGUGCAGAGAAAAAGAUUGAGCAACUUCAGGACACUGUCCAGAGGCUGGAGGAGAAAGCAACCAACAUGGAAUCUGAGAACAAAGUGCUCCGUCAACAGGCUGUUGCAAUUUCUCCUACGGCAAAGUCAUUAGCUGCAUAUCCUAAGUCUCCUUUCCAGCUGAAAACUCCGGAGAACGGGAAUGCUCUAAACGGAGAAGUGAAGUCAUCACCAGAUGUCACCCCUAUCUCACCAAACCCCAAGGAGCUUGAGGCUGAAGAGAAGCCACAAAAAUCACUUAAUGAGAAGCAGCAGGAAAAUCAAGACCUGCUGAUCAAGUGUGUAUCACAAGAUCUGGGAUUCUCCAGUGGCAAACCUAUUGCAGCUUGCCUUAUCUACAGGUGUCUUCUACACUGGAGAUCAUUUGAAGUUGAAAGAACUGGUGUUUUUGACCGUAUUAUACAAACAAUUGGCUCUGCGAUUGAGUCCCAGGACAACAACGACAAGUUGGCAUAUUGGCUCUCGAAUUCAUCCACAUUACUGCUGCUGCUACAACGAACACUGAAAACAACUGGAGCAGCUGGAUUCACUCCUCAAAGGCGCAGGUCAUCUGCUGCAUCUUUUGGGAGGGUGUUUUUGGGGAUGCGAGCCUCACCACAAAGUGCUGGGCGUGCUUUUCUGGGAAGUCGCUUGAUUGGAGGGCUAGGUGACCUUCGUCAAGUUGAAGCCAAGUACCCAGCCCUGCUGUUCAAGCAACAGCUUACAGCUUUCCUUGAGAAGAUCUAUGGAAUGAUAAGAGACAAUUUGAAGAAGGAGAUAUCUCCUUUGCUUGGCCUUUGCAUCCAGGCACCAAGAACAUCCCGUGCAAGUCUAAUUAAAGGAUCACGUUCCCAAGCAAAUGCCUUAGCUCAGCAAACUCUGAUCGCCCACUGGCAGAGCAUUGUGAAAAUAUUGACAAAUUACUUGAAUGUUUUAAAAGCAAAUUAUGUCCCGUCAUUCUUAAUCAGCAAAGUGUUCACUCAAAUCUUCUCAUUUAUUAAUGUUCAGUUGUUUAAUAGUCUUCUUCUUCGCCGGGAGUGCUGUUCAUUUAGCAAUGGAGAAUAUGUGAAAACUGGAUUGGCAGAAUUAGAGCAGUGGUGCAUUUAUGCAACUGAAGAGUAUGCAGGUUCUUCCUGGGAAGAAUUAAAACAUAUUAGGCAGGCUGUUGGAUUCCUUGUAAUUCAUCAAAAGCCAAAGAAAACAUUGAAAGAAAUUACCAACGAUUUGUGCCCUGUCCUUAGCAUACAACAGCUAUAUCGAAUCAGUACAAUGUACUGGGAUGAUAAGUAUGGUACCCACACUGUUUCAUCAGAUUGUACUCCUAAUCACAGCAUUCCAUUUUCGGUGGAUGACAUCUCGAAGUCGAUGACAGAAAUCGAGCGUUGCCGAGCAAGAUGCCGAUGCCAGCGAUGCGCAAGCGGAAGCCAACCUACAACUCUACAAUCAUUUCACCAAUCUGGUCUCCUCCCUGCCGAGCUCGAAUGGCCUGGGCCACAGUCAGCUCUUCCUCCACGGCCAAGGCUGGCACGCCACCCAGGGGGCCAUGGUCGCCUCCAUUGUCGCCGGCGCCUGCUUCUCCGCGCGGCCCACGGACAUCAUGGUCGCCACCUUGCCCAAGUCUGGCACGACGUGGAUCAAAGCACUCCUCUACGCCACCGUGCACCGGGGACAGCACUCCCCGUCUCCCCGGACGCCGCCGACCACCCUUUCCACACCCUCGGCCCCCACAAGUGCAUCCCGUUCUUGGAGUUACAGCUCUACAACUACAAGAGCGGUCGCAUCCCGGACCUCGGAAAGCUUCCGGACCCAAGGCUCUUCGCCACGCACGUCCCGUUCGUGGCGCUGCCGAGGUCCGUCGACGCCACGCCGGGCUGCAAGAUAGUCUACGUAUACCGCGACCCGAAGGACACGUUCGUCUCGCUGUGGCACUUCAUGAACAAGCAGCUCAGGGCACAGAAAGGGAUGGAGCCCCUCUCGGUCGAGUUCGCCGCCGAGCAGUUCUGCGCCGGCGUGUCGCCGCGGGGCCCGUACUGGGAGCACGUGCUCGGGUACUGGCCGCGCACCCACCUCGCGCGGCCCGAGCAGGUGCUCUUCUUCAGCUACGAGGAGAUGCAGAGGGACCCCGCGGCGCACGUCCGGAGGCUUGCAGAAUUCGUUGGCCUCCCGUUCGGUGCCGGCGCGGACAGCACCGCGGACGCCAUCGUUAGGCUAUAUAUGCGCGUUCGAGCGCAUGAACGAGCUGAGGGCGACCAAAGAUGGUAA
This is a messenger RNA of Miscanthus lutarioriparius, 5526 nucleotides long. The record is from the annotation of a GenBank genome assembly. NCBI's taxonomy places the organism in Eukaryota, Viridiplantae, Streptophyta, Magnoliopsida, Poales, Poaceae.